Rubroshorea leprosula is the source of this 1270-nucleotide messenger RNA. The record is from the annotation of a GenBank genome assembly. Lineage: Eukaryota; Viridiplantae; Streptophyta; Magnoliopsida; Malvales; Dipterocarpaceae.
UUGAUUCCUCUGUCAAAGAAGGUGCCAUGGGAAAAGGGGGACGAUCUGUCGAUGUCUCUGUUUCUGCAUUCUCUUUCCUAGGGCUAGGAGGGAACAACUCUGAGUUAUUCGAGGUUCUGGGUAUCACCGAGGAAGACAUAGGGAACCUGCUUUACUUUAUUGAGAAAGUCUGGGAGGAAGCGAUGAAUGAAGCGCGAGAUGUUGUCAAUGGCGGUCACGCUUUUGCUCAAUUCCCAUGGGUUAAGAAAUCUGUUGACUCGUGGGGUCUUAAUAUGAUGAAUUUUAAUGGCGGCUUUGCUCUAGUUGAUUACUUGAAUGCGGCCGAUCGGGAAUCCAUUCCCAAGAAACAGAGGUCCAACCGAGCGAAACCCCUGAUAAUCACUACUGGCAGUGGUUUUCUCAGUAAAUUUGGAGCCCCUGUUAAAGAUUUUGAAACGAGAUUCUUUGAUGCUAAACUAGUGGAACGUAGGGGGAACAAGAGUCAGAAACGUUACCGUGAAAGUGAAGAAAGUGAAGAGGAAAAGCUGAAUAAACCAAAGAGGCAGAAGGAUGGAGUAAUGGCUCAACUUGCUGAAUGGGGUUUGCUGCCUCCACCAAACAUGCCACCUGGAUUCAAGAAUUUGAUUGAAAAGAUGGGUGGUUCUGAAGAGAAGUUGCUGAUACAGAAGAUCAUAUUCAAAACAGACCUUAGCAAGUCCCACAACCGUUUGCAAAUUCCAGAGAAUCAGGUGAGACCAGAUUUUCUCACAGAGGAGGAAAAAAGGAAGCUGGAUGAAGGAGGGAUGAAUGUUAAGCUGAUAGAACCCUGUCUGAAGAAAUCGAAAAUCCACCUCACCAAGUGGAAUAUGGGAAAGUCUCAAGUGUUUGCGUUCAAUGAGCAGUGGAAUUCAGUGGUAGAUGGAAAUCAGAGCACACUAAAGAGGAAUGCAGUGGUACAGAUUUGGUCAUUCCGGACAGCCCCGAAAUCAAAACUCUGUUUUGCCAUGGUUAAGGUUAAAGAUGGAGAUGAUUAUUAAGGUUAUCAGAUUACAUAUAUCUGGAAGUGGGAACUUUUUCGGUAAUUUUCAUUAUUAGAAGAGUCAGUUGUGGUAAUCCUUUACAUGAUUAAGGGAUGUGACCUGUAAGAUGUUCAGAAUAAUCUUUUUGAAAUACGCAAAGAGUAGUUUGGUUAGUUCACUUUUUGUAUAUUUUUUCAGAAUUAUCCUUAUAAUCCUUAUGGUUUAUUUCUUGUUCAUUUUGAUUCUAGUAGAAAGAAAUCAUCUUCUCAGCU